AUGGCCUCUACCGCACCAAAAGUCCCCCUCCCUGAGCGCCGAGAUCCUCCUGAAGUGAUCGACCAGCAAGCAUCAAAGCUAGUCGAGCUCAUCAAGAGGAGCAAGCACUUUAUCGUCUUUACGGGCGCAGGAGUGUCAACAUCCGCAGGCGAGUUACUCCAUCCAGUACCGCAUAACAAUAGCUCAUAUAGCAUCCAAAAUACAGGUAUUCCCGACUUUCGUGGUCCUGAAGGUGCCUGGACACUCAGAGCCCAGGGGAGAGCGCGCACCACCAAGGCCGUGAGCACUCUUCAGGCGGUCCCGACACCGAGCCACAUGGCGCUGCUGGAACUCCAAAAUCGAGGCAUUAUGAAAUAUCUCGUCAGUCAGAAUUGUGAUGGACUACACCGAAGAAGUGGUAUCCGGCCGGACAUGAUCUCGGAGCUUCACGGAAACAGCAAUCGUGAAUGUUGCAGAGAUUGUGGAAAGGAAUACAUCCGCGACUUUCGCGCCGUCGCAACGUACGAAAAGACUGUCCGUGAUCAUCGAACAGGCCGCACAUGUACCCGUUGCGGAGGCCUUCUCCACGACAGCAUCAUCAACUUUGGCGAGGACCUACCCGCCGAGGCGUUUCAGCUAGCAACCGACCAUGCCGAGAAGGCCGAUUUGUGCCUCGUCCUUGGUUCAUCUCUAACUGUCACUCCAGCGAGUGGUAUACCGCAGAUCUGUGGGAUGAGGCGAAAUGCCAAGCUCGUCAUCUGCAACCUCCAGAAUACGCCUUUUGAUCGUAUUUCGGAGAUGCGCGUUUACUCCGAGGCGGAUAAUCUGAUGACACGAGUAAUGCAGGGACUAGGGCUCCCUAUUCCUACCUUCAUUCUCAAACGAAGACUGGUCAUUAAGGCAGAGACGGACAGCAACGAUCGUCAGUCUCUGACGCUUAGCGGGGUCGAUGUUGACGGUACACCCGUAUCAUAUCUCCAAUCUGUCAAACUCGAGUACAACAGACGACUUCUUCGGUCUGAACCGUUCACGUUCAGCUUUCGGUCUGCUUUAAGCCCUGGCACAGACCUCAAGUUUGAGCUUGAGUUUAUGGGUCAUUAUAAUGAGCCGAAUUUAGUUGUGGACUAUCAGGUUCAAGACGGCGAGGGCCAUGAGGCGUUUUAUGAUCUUCACUAUGACCCUAGUACGGGAGAGUGGAUGACAAUUAGAUGA
Molecule: messenger RNA, 1191 nt
Organism: Fusarium vanettenii 77-13-4
Lineage: Eukaryota; Fungi; Ascomycota; Sordariomycetes; Hypocreales; Nectriaceae
Exons: 3
Coding region: 1-1191 (396 amino acids)
Molecular function (GO): NAD+ binding
Source: RefSeq, a predicted model, not a curated record